CCGAUAUAUGUAACUGUUCAGUUUGGUUAUUUAAAAAACACAACCAGUCAGAAAACCAAACAUAGCAAGCACUGAUUCAAAACUGAACAAAAGCACAACUGACAUCAACCUCACAUGUCACGCGAUGUAUACAAGAAAAAGUGAAUCACAGCACAAUUGCUUACAGCGAGUCACAAUCAUUUAAACCUAAUAAUAAGUAUUCUUAACGCCAUAACUCACUUCCUUUUCUGUCGCUAAAAGUGAAAAACGCGUUUAUUACGAAAAGAUAAGAAGCUGUAUACUUAAAUCAUACACUACAUAACGUACAUGAGAAUAGUUUAUUUUUAUUUUACAUUGUACUCCUUCAGUCAGUUUACAACUCAAAGGGGUCCUGUCAACAACUUUUUUAGAUUUCAAGAAUUGCAUUGUCGAAAUGUGUCAAAUUUAUAAAAAAUCAGCUGCGGCGUCACAUUUUCGCCUGUUUAAUAUUUUUUUCAAACAUUUCAAAGUGCUUACUGGAUUGCUUGUUGUAGCUUUUGCAGCCCAUAUUUCCGAUGCGAACCAGCGUGGGUACACUCUGCAUUACGAAGAACAACCCCACGAGAUUCAACAACAACCUGAACAACCAUGGAUUGGAUCUCACAGUCUCAAAUUCACUCCGAACCCGUUUCUCAAUCAAAUAUCCGUCCCACAAACAAAGCAAUUCCCAGACGCGUCAGAAUCCAGCUUCCACCCAGACUCAGAGGCUCCCCUCUCAUUCACGACUACGGAACCUUCUUCCCUCAUCGCCUUCUUGAACAACGGGACGACCGGAGAAGCAGGGACGUCUUUUCCACCACUCGUGGCGUCAAUGGGAAAAAGGGGGAUGAAGAGUCGAAGGAAGGUCAAAGGGCGUCGGCGAUUUUCUUCUCAAGCUCCGAUUAGGAACAAUGCAACUCGCUACCAGUCCAAGAGGAGUAAAAUUGAUGGAAGCAGAACUCAGUUCAGGACGAGAAAACCAAGGGCAAAAAUAAUUGUACAUUUGUCCAAAAAUGACGCUUCGACAGACCAAGAGCCAAGUAUUGACAAUGACUUCAACAGAGGUCAAAUCGAGUUUCUGCCAAUAGACCAGGUCAGCAUGGGUAUGGAACACUCGGUUUCUCCUCCACCAACCGCCAUUUCUUCUCCAGAAUUACUCAUGAUUACGGCACCACCACCCAUACAAUCUGAAAACGUGAUCGUGGAGAACAAUCUGGUCCCAAUGGAUAUGCUAAAUCAUCCUGAAAAACUGAAUCCAUCGUAUUUCCGCAACAUAAUCCUAAAGACGAUGAUGGAUAAGUUGGUCGGGGUUGGAAUUGCCACGCAUGCACCCACUUUAACACGGACUCAGGUGUAAUUCAAGUUGUUUUGUCACAUUUUAAUUAUUGUUUUCUUGUACCUCGUUUUGUUUGGGUCAGUAUAUUCUGUAUUUUGAAAUAAGUCCUAUUAUUGUAUUAUGUUUUGUGUUUGUGCAUAAAGUAAAUAAAGUGUUAACAAUGUAUCAA
Molecule: messenger RNA, 1502 nt
Organism: Folsomia candida
Lineage: Eukaryota; Metazoa; Arthropoda; Collembola; Entomobryomorpha; Isotomidae
Exons: 3
Coding region: 413-1354 (313 amino acids)
Source: RefSeq, a predicted model, not a curated record